Emericellopsis atlantica is the source of this 1050-nucleotide messenger RNA. RefSeq lists its product as uncharacterized. NCBI's taxonomy places the organism in Eukaryota, Fungi, Ascomycota, Sordariomycetes, Hypocreales, Bionectriaceae. The record is from RefSeq and is a predicted model, not a curated record. The transcript has 4 exons. The coding region runs from base 1 to 1050 and encodes 349 amino acids.
AUGGCAUCAUUGUCGAUAGAUGCUCCUGAAGCUCCGAUGGCGGCUCAAGUGCCCGAGACACUGGCACCAGCAAUGCCUUCAAAGCCGAUCCCCUUGCAGUGCUGCGUGUGCCCCGAUACCCCUACAUUCUCGGACGUCUCCCACCUCCUGACGCAUAUCGCUUCCAAGGGCCAUUUGCAUCAUGAAACGCAGACAAAGCUCAAGGCUCGCCAAGAUGAGGAGGCGUUCACAACCAUCCGAAGCUAUGACGAAUGGUAUGAGGACAAUGCCAUUGAGUCUCUUCUCAUUGAGCGGAUGAAAACCAAGCAGGAGAAGGAUGCAACGAGAAGCAAGCGAACAGUAGGUUCCUCAGCUCCAUACCCACCCAAGCAAUCAAACCGGAAGCCAAAACGUUCGCCCGGCACUGCAGUACCAUUUAUCAAGUCCGAGGAUGACGAGUUUCCCUCUAGCACCGGUAUGGCGGCUUAUCCCGGCCUUUCUCUACCGGACCAUGAUCUGGUUGCAGUCGAGGAUGUCACAACGCUCGGUGACACCAUGUCCCUCAAAGGACUGAUAUGGCCGGGCAUGGGAAAGUUGGACCUUGCAAACGACGAGAUGAAGCGCAUCCGAAACCAGAAAAAGCCACGGUCUGUCAUCGAGAAGAUGCGGAGGACGUCAGAGGGUGUUAGCUCCGAACAAGUUGUCUACAGCCCUGGCUUUGAGUUCGCGAGGACGAAAGACGUUUAUGAUGAGCUUACGCCAGAUGAGGAUGGAGUGGAACCAAUCUCAGCAAAAAAGACGGUCCGCACCAAGAGGAAGAAGACCAAUGCUCUCGCAGAUGUGUCUGUAAACAUUCCACGUCGGAACCUCAAGCAAGCACGCCGUGAGAGCUGUGCACCGCCGGAUGUGGUGAAGCCUUCCAAAGCUGGCGGGCAAAACAUCGAUCCUGAGCUGUCAACCUCCGUGCCUCCAUCUCAGCGACCAACUCCUAAUGUCUUCAGCGACGAAGAUCUCAAGCCUGCUUUCGAUGACCAAGGAUUUGCAGUCCCCACUACCCGAGAGCACAAGUAA